Molecule: messenger RNA, 5307 nt
Organism: Sycon ciliatum
Lineage: Eukaryota; Metazoa; Porifera; Calcarea; Leucosolenida; Sycettidae
Exons: 21
Coding region: 303-3869 (1188 amino acids)
Biological process (GO): regulation of gene expression
Cellular component (GO): cytoplasm; nucleus
Molecular function (GO): mRNA binding
Source: RefSeq, a predicted model, not a curated record
UGCGGCCACAACACCACUUCAGCAACUGUCAACGCGAAACAUCCAUUUCUGUACGGCGGUAAAGAACGAGGCGCCAAUCCUACCAGACAUUCCGAGGGACAAGCACGUUUUUACCGCAUCAUUCCCGCGCCAUUUCUCUUAUGCUGCUUAUGAGUAUAGGAGUGUUAGAGAAAUCCUGAAUACCACCAUCUGAAAGUUGUACUAAAUUCCGAGAGCGUUGAAGGAGAAGAAGUCAACAAAUGCCCAUGUGUUGCUUGGCUAUUCGCCUUGUCUAGCUGUGUAGCGACACCCCCGCCGCCGCCAUGCAGCAUCUGUAUGUUACAAACCUGACGCGUCGCUGGACUCACGAGUCGCUGCUGAAGCUAUUCGAUACCUUCGGUAAAGUGUUAGAUCUCACAUGGACAGCGGAAACUGGGUGUGCUUUUGUGGAGUAUUCCCAGGCACGGGAGGCGGAGUUAGCUGUGGAGCAAUUACAUGGACGCGAGUUUUAUGACCACAACAUAUCCGUGAUACAGGCAGAAAAACCGCUGAGCAGGACAAGUGUGAGCAGUCAACAGCAACACAGUCAAGCAUUGCAUCAGCCGGACCUUGCCUUGCUGUCAGACGGUUUCGCUAUCGCCGAUUCCAUUCCAUUUGUUCAAUCCAGCCGUUCCCAGCACUCCAUAGCAGCAGCGCUGCACGAGACUGGAAAUCGCCCUGCUGCCACUGGCAGCACUACAUCUAUUAGUGCAGCAGGCUAUGGCAAGGAUGUGGCGGAUUCCAGCAACAGCAACAAGGUGGCUAGUAGUACCACAGGUUCCAGUGAUGCUACAAAGAAGAAAGAACCAAGUCUUCAGCAGCAGCAGCAGCAGCAGCUACAGCCAGCACCUAAUACUAAUGGAACUGGAAAGAAUGCGCGUCUCUCAGCUCAAGGCACAACGUCUCCAGCUGUUAGUGGCAUCAUGGGGGGAGAAGGAGGAGUAGGAGGAAGCAGCAGCAGCAACGCAGGUGCAGCAAGUACCGCCAAUGUUAUAUCCGCUACUGGCAGCAGCAAAAGCACGGCUAUUCCUUCUCUUGCUUCGGAUGUUGUCUUGUCUUCCAACACUAUAGGCAAUGUUAGCAGCGUGGCAGCAGUAACAGAUAUAACUCAGACGCCCUUGCAGCAGAAACAAGAAGAGAAUCCAGCAGAGCGUGGUCGUGAUGCCAGUCAUGCUACUACUGGUCAUGCUGAUACCAAGGAGAGCUCCCGACAUGACAAGAGCAAGAUGAAACACACAAGCAGUAAAGCUGCUCACGGCGGAAGUGGCGGGGAUGCUUGGAUCCAAGGUCCUCAUUAUCAACCGAGUCAGGUGGCGCAUCACCCUGGAGAUCCAUCUCAGGCCUCCGGCAUGGGUAGACACACAGCACGCGGCGGCAGCAGCAGUCAUCCUCCUUUCCCAGGAGUGGAUCCAAAUCAAAUGCAAUGGGUGCACUCUCAGUUUGGCCAGCAGCAGCAGCAGCAACAGGUUCCUGGUGCUGCAUUGAGAGGUUCUGCUGGCAUGGAUUCACUUGCUGCACACGGGCCCUUUGAAAACAUGCAGAAGCAAAUGGAAAGUGCACUGCCAGUGGCUGGAUCAGGCAACGCUCCUAACUCUCUUGCUACUAGUGGCAUGGAUAGACCGCAACAUAUGACUUUGGAGUAUAACCAACCGGGAUCAUCAGCUUACAGUCUGUACGACUACACAGGAAGUACGACUGCUGCUGCUGCUCCUGCUCCAGGUGCCUAUCAGACUGCAGGUGGAAGUUCUAGUGCUGCUGCUGGUGGUGGUGGUACUGCUGGUCCUGGUGGUGAUCAUGCAAUGCAAUUUGAUCAGCAUGGUCAUCCGCACUCACAACAAUCAUUUCAUCAUUUCAACGCCAGCUCCCCUAAUCAUCAGCAUCAUCAGCCUCAUCAGCAACAACAGCAGCGUCCGCCAUCUUUUGCACACUCCCAGCAGCAACAGCAGCCAAUGCGUAAUGACUACCAUGGUGUUAUGCAGACAGGAUUUGAAGGGUAUGGCCAACCACCCAACUAUCCCGUAGUGGGUGGCCAUGGAUUCAUUGGAAAUGGUGCCUAUGGCAACGGUCGCAUGAAUGGAGGAAAUUUGGUUAGUAGCAGUCUUGGCCGUAGUGGUUCCGUGUCAAGCAAUGGACCAUUAGAUGGAUCUGGUCCUGGAUCUGCUUCCGGUCAGCUUCUCUCUUCAGCACCAGGCCAGCAGCAGAGUGCUGCAGCAGCUGCCGCCGCCGCUGCUGCAGGAGCAACGGGCAGUCAGAGUGCCGGCCAUUCUCACUGUGACUUCCCACUCAGAAUCCUUGUGCCAAGUGAAAUGAUUGGCGCUAUCAUUGGUAAAGAGGGCCAUACAAUUCGAGCUAUCACAGAGCACACCGGUGCUAGGGUGGAUGUGCACCGCAAAGAGAAUCCCGGUGCGGCAGAAAAGGCUAUCACCAUCAUUGGCACACCAGAUGCUUGCUCAGCUGCUAGCAAAUCUAUUGGCGAGAUCAUGCAGAAAGAAGCCAUGACUAACUCCUCAUUCCACACUGAUAAGUGUCAAGGUCCUCAUGGUAACCUGCCAUGUAUUGCACUCAAGAUCUUGGCACAUAACAAUCUUGUUGGCCGUGUCAUCGGCAAGAAUGGCAACACACUAAAGAAGAUCAUGUCUGAGUCUGACACGAAGAUCACAAUAUCUAAAUUGUCAGAGUUGACAGCAGCCAAUAUGGAGCGGACUAUCACCGUAGUGGGUACAAUCAUUUGCAGUUCUAAUGCCGAGUCACUCAUCUCCAUGAAACUGCGCGCAAGUUAUGAAUGCGAUAUGAAUCAUCUUAUUCCGCAACAACAUCCCUUGCCAAGCCCUAUGUACCCCAGCACAGCAUCAUCAGUCAGACAGUCUUCAUCUACACCUGUAUCUCCUGGUAUAGUCUCCCCAGACUUGAUGAUGGGCGGUGGUUUUGCAGAUGAUGCAGCAUAUUUGCAGUCACCCUCAGCUACGGGUGGUAGUGCUAGCGCUGCUGCUGCUGCUGGCACAUCUGCACAGAUUGAGAUUGUUCACCUAGCUGUGCCAAGCACUGCUGUUGGAGCUAUCAUUGGCACAAAAGGCAAAGAGAUACGCAACAUCUCUCAGCUCUCCGGUGCCACUCUCAGGAUAUCUCGUAGCUGUGAUGACAGUACGGAGAGAAUUGUCACAAUCCAAGGUCAUCAAGAAGCGCAAUGGGCGGCCCAGAACUGUAUCUACAACAAGGUGCGAGAAGAGUGUUUUCCCAACCAGUCUGGUGGAGAUGAGAUGCAGCUGCGUGUAGAACUGACAGUUCCAGCUGGCACCGUUGGUCGUAUCAUUGGUAAAGGUGGCACUGCGGUACGCGAGUUACAACGUAAGACAGGUGCAAUGGUGGAAGUACCACGUGGACAACAAUCGGAGAAUGUCACGGUACGCAUACUGGGAAACUUCCACAGUAGUCAAGUUGCUCAGCGUCACAUCAAAGAAAUUGUUUCUCAAGCCCAGCACCAGCAGGAGCAGCAACAGCAGCACGAGCAGCAACACCACUUCCAAAUAAAUCAGUCUGCAAGCUCAGCAGGUGCAGCAGGUACUGGUGCUGGCGGCGCAAGUACAGGUGCCACUGCUGGAGGUUCUGCUUCACUGACAAGCCAGGGAGCACAGUCGCCAGCACAGCACAUGUCGUCACUAACUAUGCAGCAUCAGCAACACUCCACACAGCAGCCACAGCAGCCACAGGCACAGCAGCAGCAGCAAUCUGCGUAUCAUGGCGGUCAACAGUACUUCACAUUUGCGCAAACACAAGCUCAGCCACCUUUGCUGCAGCAACAUCAGCAGCAGCAGCAGCAGCACAUGUUGUCAUGGCAAUCACAGUGGUCGUAGAUGGUAUGUCCUAGACGACCAGACUCCAGAAGUAUUGAGCGGCAUGGUUUGGAGAAAGAUGAGCUUCUAAACUUCACUUGCCUACUGGUGCCAAAUGACCUACUUCUGUUUCUGCAAGAUCACAAGUCUGCAAGUCUUCACUGUGUCUGUUGGUAAAGCCCAACAUCGAUGGUAAAGCCCAACAUCGGUGAGAAUCAUAAUGUGUACUGUCGGAUUCCCUACUUGUUUUCUGUCAUGUAUUUUACUUGCUGACUUCUAUCUUUACUGAUGUUGUGAGCCUUCCUACAGCCGCUUUGUCUGCUUACUCAGUUCCAGCUGCUUUAUCCAUGACCAUAGAUCCUCUUGCUUGCUUCUAGUCACCAUCUUCAUCACAAUCAGUAUCCAACAUCAUCCUGUUUAAUGCUAGCUGCCAUCAUUAUCCUCCUCCUCCUCACCUACACCCCCCCCCCCAUCAGAAUCACUACCCACCAUACUGAUGCAUAUCCCAUGGACACGUUGGUGGUUUUUCGGGACGCUCGCUGUAUCUGUUCCUAUUCUCUACUUUCUACUUUUGCAUUUGCUACAUCCAGGUGUUUGUCGUGUCGUUCCACUUGCUAUGCCACGCAGUGUCAUUCAUUUUAGCCAUUCUUCCAUGCAUUGCCUGAAAUAGCAUUUAGCUAGUUAGUCAAAUUUCUAGGUUUCUAGGUUCGUGUUUACAUGUCCCCCUCAGUGCCUCCACAACUCCAUUGCCAUGAAUCCUUUUCAAUCUGGUUAGGGGAGUUUCUUUGCCAUUGCUUGUCUCUUCAACCAUACACCAGUCUGCCAUUGCUUGUCUCUUCAACCAUACACCAGUCUGCCAUUGCUUGUCUCUUCAACCAUACACCAGUCUGCCAUUCUCGCUACCGCCUGCAUGUAAGUCUCAAGUGUCCAAACAUUACUUCUCUGACAGUAUCUGUGUACUCGUAUCCGUGCAAAUGAAACAUAUUUCUUCAUACUUUUUUCUGCUUAUUCAUUGUUACUUUCAUGUACACCUCCUCGAGAUCAUAGCCGCUACGCUUCACGUAUCCUGCCUUACACCAUUCCCUCGUGCAAUAUCUGUGUUUCUGUUUCCAUCCCGGCGUUUUCCCAGUUUGAGAAACAGUCCAGUAACCGUGUAAGAAUAGUAUAGCCACUUCAGUUGUCGUCACCGCCACCACCGCUGCGCCACUGCCACCCACUGCCACCACACUGCUGCUCAUCAUUGUCCUUUUUGCAGUUCUCAGCACUAGCCAUUGCUUCAAAGGCCUAGGCUACAAUCUUCAUCCAUUAUCCAUUUCAUCUUCAGCCUCGCUGCACUGAUCCUGCGCUGACAAACCUCUGAUCUCUUACUACAUUAUCAUUCGCCUGCUUUUUUCUUCUUAGCAAUCCAAUUUCGGAACUAGUCAAUCGGUGUUAUGAAAGUGCCACAAGGAGUGAAUGA